GCAGUUUGCUUCAAAAAUUCAUUUGAUUAUCUUCCCGAUUGAAUGUUUAGCUGAAAUUUGGUUUGAGUAAACUAGACUUAACGAAGAAGAUGUUCAAAAAAUUUAAUAAAAAAUUCCAUCGAAAACCGCCCAAAUGGCGACGACCGGAUAGAGCCUACUAUAAAAUAGGUUAUUCGAACUUUUUAUGAAAGUUGAAGAGUUUAUUAGAUAUUUCUCCUAAAUACAAAUCAAUCUUUGACUACGGCUUUAAUACUUUAAUGGUCUUUGGAUUGCAGGAGGUGAGUAAAGGGGAUCUUUCUUUGUAAGAGCUAAGCUUUUAUUUAUUUCCAUUUGGUCCUGAUAAGUUGUUUAACUAUAUGCCUUGAUCCUUUCCUAUUACAAGCUCUGGUUCAUUCUCAGUUUUCGAGAAGACUAGGAAAUGGAGAAGAGUACUUCAAGCAAGGAUGAUGCUAGUAAUGAUCGGAACACAAAGAUCAAGGAAGGCUCUUGGUUAAACCAGUUUCGGUAUGGCUCCAAUCCUUGGAUGGCUAGAUACGUCUACGGCUUUAUGUUCAUGAUCGUAAACUUGUUGGCGUGGGCUAUUCGUGAUUAUGGCUCAAUUCUUAUGAAGGAAAUGAAGAGGGUAAAAGAUUGCAAUGGUGGCGCAGAUUGUUUGGGUACUGAAGGAGUUUUGAGAAUUAGCUUUGGAUGUUUUAUGUUCUAUUUUGUGAUGUUUCUAUCUACAGCAGGAACAUUAAAGCUGAAUGGUUGCAGAGAAAAGUGGCACUCUGGGCGAUGGCUAUCCAAGAUGGGCAUGAUGCUUGCACUAAUUAUACUUCCAUUUCUUCUUCCUAUAGAGAUCAUUUCAAUCUACGCUGAGGUGGCACAUUUUGGAGCCGGGGUUUUUUUACUAAUUCAGUUGGUUAGCGUAAUCAGUUUCAUCACAUGGCUUAAUGAUUGUUGUCACUCUAAGAAACAUGGUGAUAGAUGCCACAUUCAUGUGAUGAUAUUUUCAACGGUUGCAUACAUCAUUUGCUUACUCGGGAUCAUCUUAAUGUACGUUUGGUACACACCAGAACCGUCUUGCCUUUUAAAUAUAUUCUUCAUAUCGUGGACUCUAGCUCUUCUCCAGGUUAUGACCAGCGUCUCUCUCCACCCAAAAGUGAAUGCUGGCUUCUUGACUCCUGGUUUCAUGGGCCUAUACAUUGUGUUUCUCUGCUGGUCUGCCAUUAGAAGUGAACCGCCUGAAGAAAAAUGCAUCCGAAAGGCGCAAGGUGCUUCUUCUAAAGCAGAUGCGCUUACUAUCAUAAGCUUCAUUGUUGCGGUCCUUGCAAUUGUGGUUGCAACGUUUUCUACAGGAAUUGAUUCUAACUGCUUUCAGGUUCAGUUCUGGAAGGAUUCUGAGGUACAAGUAGAGGAGGAGGAGGAUCACGUUCCAUAUGGUUUUGGAUUCUUCCACUUUGUUUUUGCGACAGGCGCCAUGUACUUCGCAAUGCUAUUGAUAGGCUGGAAUGCUCACCAAGUCAUGAAAAAGUUCACAAUUGACAUUGGGUGGACAAGUACUUGGGUGAGGAUAGUGAACGAGUGGUUAGCUGCUUGUGUGUAUAUAUGGAUGUUGGUUGCCCCAGUGGUAUGGAAAUCCAAGCAAGCAGGCGAAACCUAAUCCCAGCCCGAUACGGCUCAUGUACCUUUAUUAGCAACCGGUACUUACCAACAAUGCAAACAUGGAUGUUCACAUAAGCUACUCUUUUGGGAAGAGAAUCAAGAGAUUACUAGGGGAGUGAUCUUUCAAACUCGCCAGUUGAGUUGACCUUUUUAUGCUCCUCACAAAUGAUGAAAGUGAUUUUACUUGUAAGCUCAUAGUUGUCAAUUGUUAUUAAUUACUGUAAUACCUAUUGGGCAGGUCUUGUUAUUGGGCAGAUCUGGUUAUUUGUAUAGUCCUCAUUCAAAAGGAGUGUUUUUUUUUGAAAAAGUGAUUUAUAGUAGGGAGAACUAUCAAAUAAGCUCU
Molecule: messenger RNA, 1987 nt
Organism: Cuscuta europaea
Lineage: Eukaryota; Viridiplantae; Streptophyta; Magnoliopsida; Solanales; Convolvulaceae
Source: the annotation of a GenBank genome assembly